AUGCUACUACAAGUAUAUAAAAGCUAUCGAGUACUGAAUACAGUUACAGGACCAGAUUACAAAUUCUUUGAGUGCUUUUGUUCGCCAUUACCUUGUGGAAAUAAAAUUCUUGUGAAAAAGCUCGAAAUUAUUAUUCGAAAUGUUUUCCCACACGUUACGAAUUUUACCAUCCGUGCGGGACUAUUUUCGACAGUUUUGCAAUACACUGACAAAUUUGAAUCCACUUUGUUGAUGCCGAAACUUCGUUUUCUUCAUGUAGUAAUAGGCGAUAGAUAUGGUAGCCUGACUAACAAUCAUGUAUUUACCAAUUUUAUAUUAGCUCGAAGAUUUGCAAGUGGAUUGAAAUCUGUAGAACUGUCGGUGACGUUGUCACCAGAUAGCGACCAGCUUAUAGCAUGCUGUAGUUUUCGAAAGCUUAUUCGCUUCCUAAUGGAAAUAGCGGAAAAGGACUGUAUGAUCUAUAACCAUUUGCCAUGUGGUCUUUAUGUCUUAAAGAUAAAAUCAAACGAUCACAAAGAUGGUUUAACCCGUCAGGAUUAUCGUCUUAUCGAAUUAUCGCCUUCAUAA
This is a messenger RNA of Acanthocheilonema viteae, 567 nucleotides long. NCBI's taxonomy places the organism in Eukaryota, Metazoa, Nematoda, Chromadorea, Rhabditida, Onchocercidae. The record is from the annotation of a GenBank genome assembly.